This is a messenger RNA of Triticum urartu, 1122 nucleotides long. RefSeq lists its product as uncharacterized. The record is from RefSeq and is a predicted model, not a curated record. Lineage: Eukaryota; Viridiplantae; Streptophyta; Magnoliopsida; Poales; Poaceae.
CGCCGCCUCUCCCCCGCCCCCAAAUCCACCCUCACGCCGCCGCCGUCCCCCUCCCCUCCCCAGAGUUUCUUGAUCCAGCCCCGCCCCCUUCACGCCCUCGCCGCCACCACUGAGGGCGCCCGACCCUCCCCUCGAUCUCAGAUCGCAUGGAGCUCCCCCCUCUCCCUCCUCAAAGCUCCCGCGUCCCACCGUCGAACUCGGGCAGCCGAGCGGCAGGGGCGUCCCCGGCGCCGUCGAUCCCGGCCAUGGCCUACAGCCAGUGGGUGCAAGUCCAGUGGCCCGACCGCCCGCCCCCACACGCGAGCCUCGCGGAAUCGACCCCCCUCCGUCCGCGACAUGCUGCGGUGGAGAGUUUCCCUUCCCCGUGGCGACAGGUGCUGGUGGCGGUUGCACCGUGGCGCUCGUCUCCCGGCCUGCUCCGACGCGGCGCAGACCUUGCCGGAGCCGCCGCAGACCUUGCCGGAGCCACCGCGGGACGAGACGCCGAGCUCGAGCUCGGAAGCGUCAGAGCCACCGAUUCCUGAAGACCCGAGGCUGGAGGAGAUUCGAUCGGAGCUGCUUGAUUCCCCGACGAUGCUGGAGCAGCUGGUGUUGUCCAGCCCAGAGUCCUCCGCAUUCGUGGUCCGCCUGCUUGUCGAGGGGGACGAGCACGGGCACAUACGCCAGAGCGUGCUUGGCGGGUUCGUGCACCGCGCGCACGGGAUCAUGGGGAACAGGCAGGAGCAUGCGGUGUUCCAAGCGCUGCUGCGCUUCUCCCAGUGGCGGCACGAGGAGCUCAGCCACAUCAUGGACGCCGCCGUGGAGCCCAACCUCGUCUCGAGGACCAACGACGGUUGGAGUGACUUAAUCGAGCGCUACGAGGGCAUAAAAUCAUGGUGGAUAUCUAAAACUGUUGGCGGAUAUCGCAACGUUGAGGCAUGAGCGUGACCACCUGGAGGCCAGCGUGAGGAGGCAGACAGGAGAAGACCUGCCGUCUGGCGCAACCGCGGCAGAGCUCCGCGGUCUGGAGCACAAGCUAGAGUGUGCGCUGGGUAAAGUCCGUGAAACGAAGGUAUGUGUGCUGUUACAACACCCUGCACUGCACAAUAUUCACCUCGGCUCGCAUGCCACUCUCAGUACAGG